Colletotrichum abscissum is the source of this 690-nucleotide messenger RNA. Its product is annotated as acetyltransferase. Lineage: Eukaryota; Fungi; Ascomycota; Sordariomycetes; Glomerellales; Glomerellaceae. The record is from RefSeq and is a predicted model, not a curated record. Gene Ontology annotation, molecular function: acyltransferase activity, transferring groups other than amino-acyl groups. The coding region runs from base 1 to 690 and encodes 229 amino acids. The transcript is spliced from 2 exons.
AUGGGCCUCACCGUUCUACCCGCUUUAAUCCCCGACAUCCCCCAGGUGUACGAUGCCUAUUUUGCGGCCUUCAAGGGGUCGGUAAUCCUCGACAUCCUGUUUCCGACGGGGAUUGACGAGGCUUUCCGUGAGGGUCAUACGAAACACACUGUCGAGUACUGGCACAAGACCAGCACCCAGUACACCAUCAAGUGCGUUGAUGUCGAGACUGGCGAGGUCGUCGGCAUGGCCCUUUGGGACGCAUUUCUCAAGGAGCGCACACCAGAGGAGUACAGGAGCCCUGGCGCCGUUUGGCUCCAAGGCGAGCAGAGAGCUCGCGCCGAUGAGUUAAUCAACCCGCUCAGCGCAGCCAAAGAAAAGCUUUGGGCUGGCCGAAAAUACGUUUACUGUCAUAUCAUUGCAGUGAAGCCUGAACACCAAAGAAAAGGCGUAGGCGCCCUUUUGACGAAAUGGGGCCUCGAUAUGGCCGAGCUGGCGGGACUUCCCGUCUACCUCGAGUCGUCUGAAGAAGGAUUCGGCCUCUACAAACGCCUGGGUUUUGAAGUGCUCCAAGACAAGAUCGUGCACCGCGGAGGGCUGGUGGGCAAGGAUAAGGACGUUGAAGUUCCUCUGAUGGUAAAGAUGCCGUCUGCCGCCAAGGGUUUGACUUUCGAAGAGUGGCGUGCUCAAGGAUACCCGUCUUUCCAAUAA